AUGAAAAGAUCUAAACAAACAGGCAAGCACAAAAGGGAUCCAAGGGUUCCUGUUCUUGGUGAACCAGAUUCUAAUAAUGAUGUUUCUGAUGGUGUUGAGAAUGUUGAACAUGAUGGUUCCAUGUCUCCAAAGAAGAAAAAUAUCCCUAGAUCUCAGAAAAAGAAAAUAGCGAGGGAACAAAGGAUGGCCAACAAGGUCUUUCACAGAAAGGAAAAGAAACUUGAAAGAAAGAAGCGAAUUAAAGAAGUUUGUGAUAAAACAAAGGUCAAUGAUGCUGAAUGGGUCAGUAAGAGAGACCGUAAGAAGGCCAUUCAAGCAGGUCUCAAGGUAGCCCUGGAGUCCGGACAGAGGAUCUGUAUAGACUGCAGUCUCCAACAGUGCCAAUCAAAAAAAGAGAUUAGCAAGUUGGCAUCUCAGAUUGGCCGUGUUUAUGGUACAAACAUAGCAGCAGUCAAACGAGCCUUUGAUCUACAUACCAGUGCCAGUAAUCACGAUGUAAAUGAUAAAACAUUAAAUAAGGAAUUUCACAGUGUGUCCCAAGCAUUUCAUGUGUACCUCACUGGUCUCUCAAAGGGAAGUGUCUUAUAUGAUGAGUGUGUGCGGAAAAACGAUGGAUUCGAAAACUAUUUUUUGGAUAUAUCUGAGCUUGGGCAUGCAGACAUCUUCCCACAGAGGGACCUAGUUAUCCUAACUCCAGACUCACCAAAUGAGCUUCUUACAGUGGACCCUGAUAAGGUCUACGUUAUAGGGGGCCUCAUUGAUGAAACUGUACAAAAGAAUGUGACUUUAGACGCAGCUCAUACUACCAGACUCCAGACAGCAAGACUGCCAAUUGAUACCUACAUGACCAGAGGGGAAUCGGGCACAUACGUCAAGAUACUCACUGUAAACCAAGUAUUUGGGAUACUGCUAACGUAUAAAGAGACGUUGAGCUGGUCAAUAGCAUUCGAAACAUGGAUACCAAAAAGAACUGGUCUUAUAUUGAAAACAGAAGUAUCUAACACAACCAAGUGAAUUCUGGAAUACAAGCAACAGAUACUGCAAGAAACUAGUCUACCAGCACAAUGUCACAACCAGCAAAAACUAUUGCUCAACAGUUGAAUUUAUCAGCAGGGUGGACGUUUCGAUAAAGGCAACAAACAAAUACAUGUAAAACCACAAAAAUCAGUGAUGAGAGCAUCUAUUUCAUCAAUGUACAUUAACAUGAAGCAACGUUUCUCCUGUUUUAUUGAUAAUUCAUUGAUUUGCACGGAGCCAUGGUUGGCUGAAUAAUCAUUCCCUUUGCAACAUAUCGUAAAAAAUUAAUCAGAAGUCAAAUUUCACUUUUGAUUUCAGAUUCCGAAUCCUGAUGAUUUUCUAUUAAUGUGAUACCAAUAUCUCAGCCCAUGCAACAUCGUAGACCUUUUUGUUGACCUAAUUUCUGGACACCAUUUCUCAACUCUUCAGAUACUCUACCUUAUAACGGCAAAAAACUAUCGAUUUCUUUUGAUUUCAGAUUUGGAACCUGAGAAAAUUUACUAUCAAAUUGAUACCAAAAUCAUUGAAUUUGGAGAACUUUUUGUUGGCCAACAUGUAUGUCAAUCUAAAAUUUGUCUAGUCAUAAAAUAGGCCGGUGUGAAAUAAAUUAUGGUCCCCCGGGGAUUGUGGUCCACGUUUUUAAAGGCCCUUACUGGCCCUGAUUGUGU
Molecule: messenger RNA, 1685 nt
Organism: Owenia fusiformis
Lineage: Eukaryota; Metazoa; Annelida; Polychaeta; Sabellida; Oweniidae
Source: the annotation of a GenBank genome assembly